Molecule: messenger RNA, 909 nt
Organism: Cooperia oncophora
Lineage: Eukaryota; Metazoa; Nematoda; Chromadorea; Rhabditida; Trichostrongylidae
Source: the annotation of a GenBank genome assembly
AUGGCGACGAAGAAGCAGAGCUCGCUAUUUUCAUUCUUCACUCCAAAGUCAGGUUCGACGCCUUCCUCAUCGACUCCCAAAUCUCCUGCUGUCAAGAAAUCGGUGAAAAGGGAAAACUUGGACGACGAUUUCACAGAUGAAGAAUCGAGGACUCUGAAGCGGGUUAACAACGACCAUGAAGGAUCUCCAGUCGCCAGGGUUAAAAGUACUGUCAAACGGCGUAGAGUCAUAGUUUCGUCGGACGAGGAGGAUGAUGGCGAGAACGUCCUAGCAGUGAGAACUCCUCCUUCAUCAUUGAAGGAUGUGAACUCCACACCGACAUCAAAAUCGCAGGAAAUCUCUACGCCGAAGACUGCGAGAGGAUUGCGACCGCUGAAACCUUGCUCGACGCCACUAUCAACUAACGCAUCCACCGCAUCAGUUGACACUCUGGACCGCACGAUGUACCAAGUCGACGCGAGCGAACGUAAGCCAAGAAAAGAAGAGCUGUCAGGAGAUGAAAGCGGAAAGUUCCUCCAUGAAACGCUUGAGUUUUUGAAGCCAGAGAAGAUUCGCGAUGCGCAAGGCCAUCGUCCUGACGAUGAUGACUACGAUCCAUCAACGCUUUUUGUACCAGCUAAGUUCCUCAAAGAACAAACGGAAGCUCACGUGCAAUGGUGGAACUUUAAGAGCAAAAACUUUGAUACUUUGCUGUUCUUCAAAGUAGGGAAAUUCUACGAGACUUUCCAUAUGGAUGCUGUAGUGGCCGUAGAAUGUUUAGGACUUACUUUUAUGCGGGGCAACUAUGCUCAUGCAGGUUUCCCUGAAGCUGCGUAUGGUAAAUUUGCCGAUCAGCUGGUGUCACGCGGGUACAAAGUUGCUCGUGUGGAACAAACCGAAACACCACAACAAGUUAGAGGAGCGAAAUAA